This is a messenger RNA of Sardina pilchardus (European sardine), 1504 nucleotides long. RefSeq names its product fibrinogen gamma chain (gene fgg). Lineage: Eukaryota; Metazoa; Chordata; Actinopteri; Clupeiformes; Clupeidae. Gene Ontology annotation, molecular function: signaling receptor binding. Bases 84 to 1373 code for a protein of 429 amino acids. Gene Ontology annotation, cellular component: fibrinogen complex. Gene Ontology annotation, biological process: platelet activation; protein polymerization; blood coagulation. The record is from RefSeq and is a predicted model, not a curated record. The transcript is spliced from 9 exons.
CCAGCGAGGACCCUGAUCGGAUAAAUAUUCCUGCUGGAGCCUCUGGAUCAUCAGUAUCCAAGGGCUAGUCCAGAGCGUCAGACAUGGCUCCCUCUCUACUACACACGUUAGCCUCAGCGCUGCUUCUAAGUUCUCUUGCAUAUGCGCAAACUCGUGGGGACUAUCCUGUUGGGGCAGCAUGUGAUCCACGUGAUGGAUUUGGAACCUACUGUCCCACCACAUGUGGAGUAGCAGAUUACUUUCAAAAGUAUAAGCCAGCAGUGGAGCAAGAUCUACAAAAUAUGGAGGAGAUAUUAGAUGGAAUUGCCAACACUACAGACGGGGCUCAAGAGAAGGUCAACUAUAUGAAAGACCAGGCAACACAAGCCCAGAAGACCUCUUCAGACCUCUACAUCAAGAAGUCAACCAGUAUGUUGGACGAUAUUCUACGCUAUGAGAAGACCAUUGUGUCUCAGGAAGAACAGCUAUAUGCACUUCAACAAAUUCUAGACUCCACUACCAAGGACAUGCUGAAUCUUAGACAGUUGUCUCUCCAGCUGGAGCAGAAGUGCAUGGAGCCUUGCAAGGAAACCGUGGAGAUCCAACCCACUACAGGCAAAGACUGUCAAGAUGUGGCUAACAGAGGUGCCAAGGUCAGUGGCCUGUACUUUGUGAAACCAGACCAGGUGGAUGAGGAGUUCCUGGUGUACUGUGAGAUUGACAGCUUUGGCCGUGGGUGGACUGUACUCCAAAGGAGACGUGAUGGCAGCGUGGAUUUCAACCGAAACUGGGUCCCAUACAAGGAAGGUUUUGGAUACUUCUCUCCAGAUGACACCACUGAAUUCUGGCUGGGGCUUGAGAAGAUACACAAGUUGUCUGUGCAGUCAAGCAUUCCUUAUGUGCUGAGGGUAGAGAUGGUGGACUGGAAUGGAGUGAAAAAGUAUGCUGACUACUCCAUGUUCCGCGUGGGCUCAGAGCAGGACAAGUAUCGUCUGACCUACGCCUACUACAGUGGUGGAGAUGCUGGGGAUGCCUUUGAUGGCUUCGACUUUGGUGAUGACCCAAGCGACAAGUUCUACACAUCCCACAAUGGCAUGCAGUUCAGCACACCUGACCAAGACAAUGACAAGUAUGAUGGAAACUGCGCCAAACAGGAUGGAUCAGGGUGGUGGAUGAACCGUUGUCACGCCGCUCACCUUAAUGGAAAAUACUACCAGGGUGGCCAUUACACAGAAAAGGAUGCUGGCGAAAAUGGUUAUGAUAACGGCAUCAUUUGGGCUACAUGGCAGAGCCGCUGGUACUCACUGAAGGAGACAACACUGAAGAUGAUCCCCAUCAACAGGCUGGGUGCAGGAGGCCAGCAGACAGACAUCAAGAAGGUUGGAGAUAUCUAAGGGCCACCUCAGGAGACCUCCACUCUGAUUUUGUUUUGUUUUGCACACUGUAUAUGAUCAUGUCGGUACGGAGCUGAGUUUUUUGUUCUGAUAUGAAGCAAUGAAUAAAUAUUUUCUGUUUUCUAAAAGCA